GUUACAGUCCGACAUUCCACAAUGCGAACCCCUGGCAUUUUGAUAUUUGGAAUGGUUCUUGCCCCUUGUGGAUGGGUGCUUGACUUAACCAGUACAGUGGCACCCAACUGGAGGACCAUCAACAGCGUAGACGGUGCAUCGCCUGAUGUGAUACUGAAUCAAGGAAUCUGGGACAUUUGUCGAACCUCGACAACCUCACGGGAGGUCCUGUGUAAUCAGCCGAGCAACGGAUACCUGGAGGAGCAAAUCAUCACGGUUGCACAAGGAAUGAUGGUGGCAUCUUUGAUUGUGACCCUGAUUGGCAUAGCUGUGGCAACCCCAGGAGUCAGGUGCUGGACCGAUAGACCCAACUGGACAAUCGCCGGACUGGGUGGUCUGUUAAUUUUCUGCUCGGGUGUGCUGACAAUUAUUCCCAUAGCAUGGUACACGCAUAUCUUGACCAACAUAACCGGCGCGCAAGGGACAGAUAUUCGUGUGGGUUACUGCAUCAUUCUAGGAUAUAUUGGCGGCAUCCUGGAGGUCCUCGGCGGAUUUGUUAUGUUCAUCGGGAUAUGCCGGUGCUGUGGCGGACGUAACCGCGGCGAGAAGCCUCAAAAGAACGCCGCAAAGACGACGCGUAACCGGUCUCCGCUCCGGAGGAUCACUGUGCCGAGCGUCACUAGGAGCGUGAGCAGGGCGAGCAGCGUGCCCUACUCCAAAGAUUCACUGGACGACGAAAUCGACUUUCCACGAGCGAAGAGUCAAGGCAACAGAUCUGUCAACUCAUCCUACAGCGGCAGACCCUAUGACGCCGAUCUGUGA
This is a messenger RNA of Chanos chanos (milkfish), 801 nucleotides long. Its product is annotated as claudin-23-like. Gene Ontology annotation, molecular function: structural molecule activity. Lineage: Eukaryota; Metazoa; Chordata; Actinopteri; Gonorynchiformes; Chanidae. Bases 22 to 801 code for a protein of 259 amino acids. Gene Ontology annotation, cellular component: membrane; bicellular tight junction. The record is from RefSeq and is a predicted model, not a curated record. The transcript has a single exon.